Molecule: messenger RNA, 1176 nt
Organism: Fonsecaea erecta
Lineage: Eukaryota; Fungi; Ascomycota; Eurotiomycetes; Chaetothyriales; Herpotrichiellaceae
Exons: 1
Coding region: 1-1176 (391 amino acids)
Source: RefSeq, a predicted model, not a curated record
AUGCCCUUGGUCCGCCGCUCGUCUGUCCUAGCUCUGGUCCUUGGAAUAUUCAUCUUCGCAUUGCUCUUCCACAACACCCGCAACAACAACUCUUUCUUUUGGGAGCAACCAUACCUUGCUAGCCAGGAUGGACCACUGUACAACCCGUCCCUCUUUUUCCCCGGCACCCCCAAACCGGCCGGCGAGAAUUACACCCGCGUGUUGGUCAUGGCACGCCUCUCGACCGAAGACACGUCGUGGCUGGACCGAGACCUGCCCGACCUGCCCAAGAAGAUAUAUACGGUCGACGCGCCCGACUUUGCCCCCAAAGGCGACGAGGCGAUGGCGUACUUGACCUAUAUCAUCGACCACUACGACUCCCUGCCGGACAUCGUGUUGUUUUUCCACCACUCAUCCAAGACAGACGGGCGCACCAACAACGUCGCCUUGGACAACGACACCGCCAUCACGAUCAAACUCCUCUCCGACGCCCACGUCAUGCGCCAGGGCUACUUCAACACGCGCUGCCACUGGGACCCGGGGUGUCCGGACUGGCUGCACGUCGACCGGCCCCGACGGCAGUAUGAUCUGUUGCGCAAGCCGCAAGAACCGGCGCUGACGUCGUCGCUGUUCCACGACCUGUUUGGAGCCGGCGUGUCCAUCCCGCGCUCCAUCUCCCAGCCGUGUGGCGCCCAGUUCGCCGUCUCGGGCCAGCGCAUCCGCCAGCGCCCCUUGCACGACUACAUGCACUACCGCAACUGGCUGCUCCGGACCUCCUCCGCCUCCCUCAGUACACCCCUGCGGAACGACAACGACACCUUAGCUUCCGGCAGCGGCAGCAGCAGCAUCCUAGAGUACGCGUGGCAGUACGUGUUCGCGGGGGUAUUUGAAUUCUGCCCGCCCACGCACCGCUGCUAUUGCGACGGGUACGGGCUGUGCUUCGAGGGCGGCGCGCGGGGGCUGCGCGCGUGGCUGGACGCUCGCACCGAGAAGGCCGGGCUGGACGAGCACCUGCGCGCACUGUGGGCCGCCGGGGACCGGGGCGGCAGCGACGCCUUCCGGCGGCUCAAGAACCGCAGCGGCGAGCUGGGUCGGGAGCUGGACCGGGCCCGCGAGCGCGCGCUCCGGCGCGGGUUCGAUCCACAGACCCGCGCGGCGGCGUGUGGCAGGGAGUGGCGGGAGGGUGAUGGCUUCUAA